AUGUCCAACUUCUUCCGGGACUCAUCUAUGGGCUUUAAACCGCGCUCCAAUAUCUUCUCCAAGUUGAGAAUCAAGGAAGCGGAAGUUCAUGUUGAUGAUUCACUUACCGAUGCAGAUUCUUCCCUAUCUGAAGAUAUACCGGUUCAAUCGAGCCAUGGCCGUUCGGAGCAUUUAUCCACUACGGUCGUAGAUGAUUCUGGCCUUCAAAAUACGCAUGCGAAGUUUCAACUAGGCUGCAGUACGCCAAAAGCCUCUAAGAAACCAGGAACUGGAAAAGGUGAGAGCAAGGAUGAAUUUGAUUUAGAAAUAACAGAAGUCAGAGAUGUUUUGGGAAGGAACAAUUCCAAUGGCAAGUCAGGAGAUGAUGGCUUCCCAGACUGUUCUUCUGCUAAAAUGACUGGAAUUCAUGAACGGACGACCAUCGCUGGCGCCAAAACAAAAGUUGAAGAAGCACAAUGUGCGGAUACGUCAUCUAAUGAUGUACUUUUGGAAGCAUUCAAUAAUACGCAAAAGAUCUGCUCGAACCUUAAGCAAGAACUGCAGCGGCAACAAUCGGAGAACUCGAAGCUGAAAUCUCAAAUUCACAGUUAUCAAGUUGAUAACGAAAAGCUAUCGGCAAGGUUUGUGGAUAUGAAACAGCUUUUGACUGAUUUGAGUGAUAAGUCGGCCGCUCUUUUCGCUCAAAAAGGUGUCACAGAUGCCAAUCUGGAAGAGAUCAAAGGCGAUUAUGAAAGACUCAAGAAGAAGGUUGAAAAAUAUAGAAGCGAUAUUACAGAGCUGAAAGUUAACCUUUCUGGGUUACAGACCAUGAAGAGUAACAGUGAUGCUGAACUCAGCAAUCGAGCAAAGGAAAUAGAUUACUUGAAAAGAGAGCUGAACGAUCGCUCUGGUCAAUUAAGUGAGGAGAAAUUGAAGAAUAGCUCGUUGAUACAAGAGAUUGGAAAAACAAGAGAUGGCUUGAAGGAAUUUUUUUCCCGUCUUUUCGCUGAUGGACAAGUGGAGCUCAGCAGUAGAUUUGACACUAUCGGAGCUGAUGUGAUAACAAAAAUAAAACCAGAUCUGGAAUCAUUUUUGAAAAACUACACUGAAGAAUCAGAGAAAAUAUUGACCGCUAACUUAUCUAAUCUUUCAGCUUCUUUCCAUGCGGCACUUCAGCAAUCAGACAGGGAGUCUGCAGAAAUACUGACAGUGCAGCUGGGAAAAGUUCAAGAACAAAUUGCCAAUCAUACCACUAAACAAAUUCAAAGCAAUCAAAGGAAUCUUUUAAGUAAGUUAGGCGAGAAGCUUGCAUCACAAGAUGUUCACAUGGAAGGAGAGCUAGAGAAGUUUUAUAAGGAGCAGCAGAAUCUGAUGGAAAGCAAUGGUCAGCUGCUCGAACAAUUCCAGAAGUUGACGCGAGACUUUGACUGUUACAGAAAUCAACUAAGGAAGUGUGAAGAAUACGAAUCAAGACUGAAUGAGUUUCAGUCGCAAAUCACUUCUCUGAAUUUGCAAAAAGGUCAAGCUCUCAGCUCCCUCGGAGUGAAAGAAGCUCAAUACGAAGAUCUCAUGAAACAAGUAGGGCUUCAAAAUUCCGAACUCAGCAAAUGUAAGGACCUUAAAAACAAGCUCCGUGCUAAGGUAGACUCUUUGGUGGAAGAUCUUGGCUUAAUGAAGAGCAGAUGCUCCAAUUUGGCUGAGGAGAAUAUUACAUUGAAGGCAAAUUCCGAAAAUAAAAUCAUUGUUCAAGGUGAGCUUCUAAAAGGUCUUCAAUCAGAGAAUGAGUCCCUGAAACAAAGGAAUAAGCAGCUAGAUGACAUGAGGAAGCAGUUUGAGACUGAUAAUACGUCGCAUGUGGAUAAAACGCAAAGAUUGAACGAUCAUUUGCAGAAGCUAAACGUAGAGAUGGUCCAGAUUAAAGCUCACGAGUUGGAGCUGGAAGAGGCAAACAGAAAAAUGAAAUAUCAGCUGGAACAGGACAAAACAAGCUAUGAAGAGGCAACAGAUGACUUCAAGAGGUUGCGACAAAGGGUCAUUGUGCUAGAGGGGGAGAAGCAAGACAACGUCAGAGAGAAGAUUGAGUUACAGGAUAAAAAUGACGAAUUGCGAGAGUCAAUCAAAAUACUGAAGCAAAAUCUCAAUAAAUUGCAGAAACUGGAACCGCAGAUUGAGAAGCAAGAUACCCAAAAUAUUGUGCACAGGCAGGACAACGAAGAAGAGCGACGCAGCGAGGCCAUCGUAACUCCCAAUCAAGCUGCAAAGAAAGAUUGUAGUAUACCUGAGAAGCCAGCCAAUGAGAAUGAUGAGUUUGAUCUUUCUUCUUCGCUCAAUGAUGACCUAGAGCUAACCAAUCCAUCGCCUAUACAAGUUAAGCCUUUAAAGACCAAGAGAGGCAAGAGCAAGUCGAUGAAACCGCCUAACUGUUCCAGGAAAAAGCUACUCCUGCCUGAUGAAGAUGAGUCUACGCAACUGAGGCAUCGGUGGAAGAAGAGAAGAGCAUGA
This is a messenger RNA of Torulaspora globosa, 2481 nucleotides long. RefSeq names its product Zip1p (gene ZIP1). NCBI's taxonomy places the organism in Eukaryota, Fungi, Ascomycota, Saccharomycetes, Saccharomycetales, Saccharomycetaceae. The record is from RefSeq and is a predicted model, not a curated record. The transcript has a single exon. The coding region runs from base 1 to 2481 and encodes 826 amino acids.